Molecule: messenger RNA, 538 nt
Organism: Epinephelus fuscoguttatus (brown-marbled grouper)
Lineage: Eukaryota; Metazoa; Chordata; Actinopteri; Perciformes; Serranidae
Gene: snrpg
Product: small nuclear ribonucleoprotein polypeptide G
Exons: 4
Coding region: 102-332 (76 amino acids)
Biological process (GO): mRNA splicing, via spliceosome; spliceosomal snRNP assembly
Cellular component (GO): SMN-Sm protein complex; U12-type spliceosomal complex; U2-type prespliceosome
Molecular function (GO): RNA binding
Source: RefSeq, a predicted model, not a curated record
GCGGUGAACUUCCGGUCUCCCCGCGCACGCUUUCCUUCCGCGGUCUUGUGAAACGACUGUUGUACGACUAACUGUGUCGGUAUAUAGAAAAUAAAGACAAAAUGAGUAAAGCACAUCCACCGGAGUUGAAGAAGUUCAUGGACAAGAAGCUCUCAUUGAAGCUGAAUGGAGGCAGACAUGUGCAGGGCAUCCUGCGUGGAUUCGACCCGUUUAUGAACCUGGUGGUGGACGACUCUCUGGAGAUGGGCCCAGGAGGACAACAGAACAGCAUUGGCAUGGUGGUCAUCAGGGGAAACAGCAUCAUCAUGUUGGAGGCCUUGGAGAGAGUAUGAGAGAGGAGGAGACGGCUGCAGAUGGAGAAGAGAAUGAUCUACACCUUUUUAUCACAUUCUGUUAUCCCUUUUAGUUACUUGUUUGAAAGAGGCAAAGGAGUUGUGUGUCUUUGAAUUGUAACAUGUCUGUCUGAUUUUGACAGAUGUUUCUGUUUGGACGUAUUUUGAAUUGCGUGAUCUUGUGAAUAAAUCAGUUUUUCUUUGUA